AUGAUUCAGCUGACACAGGAGGCUUUGCUAACCUUGCUUCGAGAUGCGUCCACACGAGCUGCGGCUCAAGCCGUGGCCCAAUUUGUGGCGCAACAACCAGUGAACCCGCCCCCUCCUUCCCCUCGCAGAAGUCGAGAACUAUCCUCGGCUCCCGAGGAGGAGGAGCAGAGGCGAAAGGAAGUAAACAGUUGGAUUUCUAGACGUAGUACAAAACAAACUCAAGAUCGAAAUCUCCCUAACCCCCCCCCCCCACUAACUCGGGGAGCCGAGGAUUCCUACUUGCCGUUGGCUAUGGCACCUUCGAGACGAAGCCCAUUUACCUCCCAUAUUCUGGCCGAGGCGCUCCCAGUCGGUCUCAAGGUGUCGAAUUUACCAGAAUAUGAUGGGGCAGGAGAUCCACAAGAAUACUUAGACAAAUUCUAUGCCAAGAUUGACUGGUAUGAUCUGAGUGAUGCCGUAUACUGUAAAGUCUUCCGCACUACACUUUCGAAGCGCGCGUUGGCUUGGUUCAACCAACUGCCCGCUGGAACUAUUUCCAGCCUCGAGCAGUUGGCUCAGCAUUUUUUGCACCACUUCUCAAUGAACAAAAAGAUCCCAAAAACAGUGGCAUACCUAUUCACUGUUCGCCAGAGAGAGGGUGAGACCCUGAGAGACUUCAUGCAAAGAUUCGUAGAUGCAGUUCAUGAGGUCCCUCACGUCAAUCAAGAGAUGUUAGCCAGUAUCGUCCAGCAGAAUCUACAACUGGGAAGAUUUAAGGAAUCUAUAGCCGGCAAACCCCCUAACACUAUCGAGGACUUAAUUGUGCGUUCACAAAAAUACAUCCGCAUAGAGGAGUCGAACGCGAUGGAUCCUUCCUUCAACAACAAAAGGAAGGGUCGGGAAGAAGAGAAAGAGUCGAAGAAGAAGAAGGAACGCAAACACGUACCUCCAGUUGGUUUGGCCCGCUAUACCCUUUUGAAUGCCCCCAGAGGUGAGAUAUUAGUCGUAGCUGAGCAGCAGGGACUGAUCAAUCAAUGGCCGAAAAAGAUGAAGGACAAUCCUAAGAGGUUCAAAUCCGACAAAUACUGCCGUUUCCAUCGAGACAGAGGGCACACAACGGAGGAGUGCCACCAUUUGAAAAAUGAGAUCGAAAAGUUGAUUCAAAGAGGAUAUUUAAAAGAAUAUGUCAAUCAGGGACCCAAGCACCAACCCCGGGACUCAACCUCCAAACAAGCUGGGAACGGCAACAACCUCCCCACGGCAGGGGUCAUCGCCGUGAUUUCAGGUGGCCCCGCUGGGGGCGACUCGGCCAAUGCUAGAAGGGCCCUCACUCGAGCAGCUAGGGGGAGUCACGCGCAAACCCCUAUCCAAGUUCACACCAUUAGAUCGCUGCAAGAGGAUGACAUUUCAUUCGGCCAACAAAACUUAGACCCAACGAGGAAUCAAAAUAAUGACGCCUUGUUAGGGAUUGAUAACGCACAACUUCGGAAGGUGACACCCCUCUCACGGGUUUUAGCAGUGACAUGA
This is a messenger RNA of Sesamum indicum (sesame), 1506 nucleotides long. RefSeq lists its product as uncharacterized. Lineage: Eukaryota; Viridiplantae; Streptophyta; Magnoliopsida; Lamiales; Pedaliaceae. The record is from RefSeq and is a predicted model, not a curated record.